GGCAGAACACAGUCACAGAAUGAUCAAAACCAAAUCCGUCCCCAAUUUUCUUCUCCGACUGGAAGUCAAUCGGCCGAAGGAAGCCUACGCGGUUUCUGGAGAACUGGGGCUAAGUUUUGUGGUAGUGAAAUGUCAAAGAGAGAAGGAGAAGCGGUGUGCGUAACAGGAGGGAGCGGCUACAUCGGUUCAUGGCUGGUCCGUCUUCUUCUCGAACGUGGAUACACCGUCCAUGCCACUGUCAAAGAUCUCAAGGAUGAGAAAGAAACGAAGCAUUUGGAAGAUUUUGAAGGAGCUAAAUCUUGUCUCGUGCUUUUCCAAAUGGAUCUCCUUAACUACGAUUCCAUUGUCACCGCCAUCGCUGGCACAACUGGUGUCUUCCACCUCGCUUCUCCCUGCAUUGUUGAUGAAGUCCGAGAUCCUGAGAAUGAGCUAUUGGCACCAGCAAUUAAAGGCACAAUUAAUGUACUCACGGCAGCAAAAGAACUCGGGGUUAGGCGUGUGGUGGUGACCUCAUCCAUAUCUGCAAUAGUCCCAAGCCCUAAUUGGCCAGCUGAUGUUGUCAAGAAUGAGGAGUGCUGGACGGAUGAGGAGUAUUGCAAGCAGAAGGGGGUAUGGUAUCCCCUUUCUAAAACACUAGCAGAGAAAGCUGCCUGGGAAUUUGCCAAGGAAAAGAAAUUGGAUAUAGUUGUGGUAAAUCCUGGAACGGUGAUGGGCCCAGUUAUCCCUCCGACAUUAAAUGCUAGCAUGCUAAUGAUCCUGCGCCUUCUUCAGGGUUGCACUGACGUAUAUGAAAAUUUCUUUAUGGGAUCUGUCCAUGUUAAAGAUGUGGCUCUGGCACACAUACUGGUGUACGAGAACAAAUCAGCAACUGGAAGGCACUUGUGUGUUGAGGCAAUAUCUCAUUAUGGUGAUUUUGCUGCGAAGGUGGCGGAACUUUUCCCAGAGUACAAGAUUCCAAGGUUGCCCAAGGAUACUCAGCCUGGGUUGUUGAGGGCAAAGGACGCGUCAAAGAAGUUGAUAGACUUGGGUCUCGAAUUUAUUCCCAUGGAGCAGAUUAUUAGGGAUGCUGUCCAGAGUUUGAAGAGCAAAGGCUUUAUUUCUUAAGAGUAAUUUUCGUGCUUUGAACUACGACUUUACUACCAAUAUAAUUGGAAUUUCAGGUGUUGGCUGAGGAUAAUUAUGGUGUAUGGAACUGAAUGCUUGUAUACUCUUGUUGUUAUGAUAUUUGUAUUAUACACUAAGACAUCUUCUGUCAUAUAAACCGGGAGGAAAUACAUGGAAAUGGCCGGUUGACCUGGCCAUAU
Molecule: messenger RNA, 1304 nt
Organism: Olea europaea var. sylvestris
Lineage: Eukaryota; Viridiplantae; Streptophyta; Magnoliopsida; Lamiales; Oleaceae
Product: cinnamoyl-CoA reductase 1-like
Exons: 7
Coding region: 130-1104 (324 amino acids)
Molecular function (GO): oxidoreductase activity, acting on the CH-OH group of donors, NAD or NADP as acceptor
Source: RefSeq, a predicted model, not a curated record